CACUCCUUUCUUCAUCCCCACGCACAGAUUCAUUAUAUUAUACCUAAUUUACCACCGCCUCUCCACACUCCACAAUGUGUCCACCGGCGGCGGCGGCGGCGGCGGAGUCGCUUCUCGCAUCUGGCCGGACCUCCGAGAAGCUAAGCCUACCAGCACUCCAAUCCAAAAUGAAGUGCGACCCUGAAGGCUACGAGUCGGAGCUCCUCCUUCUCCGCAACCAAUUCGACUCCUCCCUUCACCUCUUUCUCGAACAAGCCACCCAUGGCUUCUCCUCCAUCACCGGCGUCUCCACCGACCCCACCGUCGCCAAAGACCUCGCUGAUCGAGCCUUGUUCCUCUCCCAUGUCACUCCUUUCUACCCUAACCACCUCGCUGAUUUCCCCUCCAAACUCAUCCAGUUGCUUCGUGAAGCUCACCGCACCUUGCCUUCCGGCCUCCGCUGCCACCUCGCCCAGGCCCUCAUCCUCCUCGUCAAUCGAUCGAUUGUUGAUAUUGGUGAAACGCUGUCGUUGUUCAUGGAGCUUCAAACCCUAGGUGACAAGACGCUGAAGAAGCUCGCGUUUGAUCACGUUAUUCACAGCAUAAAACGCAUGAAUCAAAAGCAUAAGAACGAUGCCAAGAACCGUUCACUUCAGAACAUCCUCUUUGUUAUGCUACAAAAAGAGGAGGAACAACAUGCCAUGAGAGCGCUUGUGACUCUGUGUGAGCUUCAUAGGAGGAAAGUGUGGUUUGAUGAGAGAACAGCAAAUGCAAUUUGCAAUGCUGCUAUCCAUCCACAAUCGAGGAUCAUGAUAGCGACUUUACAAUUUCUGCUUGAUUAUGAGAAGAUUACAGGCGAUGAAGAUAGUGAUGAUUCCGGCAGCGAUGAAGAAUUGACUGAAUCACCUCAAGUUAUCCUCAGUAGGGAGAGAGUUUAUAAGGCAAGCCACCAAGGGACAGCAGCUAGCAAAAAGAAAAAGAAGGCAAAACUAGAACGUGUAAUACGCAGCAUCAAAAAGCAACAACGCAUGUCAUCUGAAAAGAAAAAUAAUAGUUACUAUUCCCCACUUAACCAUCUUUUAGAUGCUCAGGGUUUUGCUGAGAAACUUUUCUCGUGUCUCCAGAAUUGUAAUGAACGAUUUGAGAUCAAGGUGAUGAUUAUGAAAUUGAUUGCUCGAACCAUUGGACUUCACCAGUUAAUUCUGUUAAACUUUUAUCCUUUUGUUCAGAAAUAUAUUCAGCCACAUCAACGCGAUGUUACAAAUUUGAUUGCAGCAGUAGUUCAGGCUUGCCAUGACAUGGUUCCUCCGGAUGCAAUUGAGCCCUUGUUCAAACAAAUAGUAAAUCAAUUUGUACAUGACCGCUCACGUCCAGAGGCUAUUACUGUUGGACUAAAUGCAGUCAGAGAGAUCUGCAUGCGCAUGCCACUGUUAAUGAAUGAAGACUUACUACAAGACCUUGCAUUAUAUAAGAAGUCACAUGAGAAGGCAGUUUCAGUAGCAGCUCGAUCUCUGAUCGGAGUAUUUAGAGAGAUUUGCCCCUCUCUACUAGUUAAGAAGGACCGUGGGCGACCAACCAACCCUACGGCAAGACCAAAGGCCUAUGGAGAAGUCAAUAUUGCGACUGACGUUCCUGGUGCUGAGCUUUUACAUAUUGACAAUGAUGAUGAGCAGGAGAGUGGUGAUUCUGAUGAUUCUGUAUGCAGUGGCUCUGAUGAUGAGAACCAGUUAUGCACUGAUAAUACUGGAAGUGAUGAUGAUGAAGCUGAAGAUAAUAGCGUUGUAUCAGAUGAUGAGGAAAGUUCUGAUUCUGAAAUUGGUGUUAGUGAUGAUGAUGAUGAUGAUGUUGAUGUUGAGGGUAAGGAGGAUGACCUUGAAGACAGUGAACAGUCUGAUGAAGAGGUUGGUGAAGUUUCAGAAUAUGAAGAAGAUAAUGAUGGAAGUGUAGAGGCAAAAAGUACAUUGAAAGAAACUUCAAAAAAGAGGAAGUUUGCUGAUUUUAAUGGUACACUUACAGCUGCUGAUACAAGUCUUCGGGCUUUGAAGAAAUUGACAGGGACGACAACCGGGCAUGCCCUGCCAGAAUCUGAGGAUGGAUUUCUUUCUAAUGAGGACUUCCAGAGGAUAAAGAAGCUAAAGGCGAAAAACGAAGCAAGAAAUGCAAUGGCUCAGCACGGACUAGCAAUUAAGGUUCCAAGCUCUGAUCAACUCAGUUUAAAACGAGUAGAUGGCGCCGCGCUUGAAGUUCAUGUAAAGAAAAAGAUGAACAAGGAAGAAAGAUUGGCUUUGGUUAGAGCAGGCAGGGAGGACAGAGGAAAAUAUUGUGCUCGAACAGCUGUAAAACAGAAAAAGACGGGUGGCCUGAGCAACCGACAAAAGGAACACAAGAAGAAAAUGCCCCUGGCUGCAAAGAGAUAUAAGGUAGCAAAAUCUAAAACAGAGAAGAGGAAACAACAACAGCGGGCUGGCAAACAGUUUCGCGGGAGGAAAGCAUGGAAACAAUGAGGCAAUAAAUGUGGUGUUGCAUUAUGAACUGAUAUUUUCUUGCUCUUGGAAUGAACCUUUUUGAGCUUCUCAUAAAAUUUUGAUGGUACUAGUUGCUUUUUUUUGUUUGAAAGGAUAUUAGUUGCUUCUUAUUCCUUUCUGAAUUUAGUUACAGCGUUUAAUCCAGACAAAUUUUCUUUAUCAUUAUUGAACCUUAAAUUAUUUUCACUUUUA
Molecule: messenger RNA, 2696 nt
Organism: Lotus japonicus
Lineage: Eukaryota; Viridiplantae; Streptophyta; Magnoliopsida; Fabales; Fabaceae
Exons: 15
Coding region: 75-2483 (802 amino acids)
Biological process (GO): ribosomal large subunit export from nucleus; ribosomal large subunit biogenesis
Cellular component (GO): nucleolus
Source: RefSeq, a predicted model, not a curated record